Messenger RNA from Plasmodium relictum, 981 nucleotides. RefSeq names its product ribonuclease P/MRP protein subunit RPP1, putative (gene RPP1). The record is from RefSeq and is a predicted model, not a curated record. The coding region runs from base 1 to 981 and encodes 326 amino acids. Gene Ontology annotation, cellular component: nucleolar ribonuclease P complex. Gene Ontology annotation, molecular function: RNA binding. Gene Ontology annotation, biological process: tRNA processing. NCBI's taxonomy places the organism in Eukaryota, Apicomplexa, Aconoidasida, Haemosporida, Plasmodiidae. The transcript has a single exon.
AUGUAUGUAGAUUUAAACUUAAAAUUUUCUUCAAAGAAGAAUGCAAAAGCUUUAAUAUUUAAAGCUCUUAAUAUAGGAUAUAAUAUAGUUGCUAUUAGUAUAAAUUAUGAUAUAAAUUCUAAUUUUAAUUUUGAUGAAAAAUGGAAAAUUGUAAACUGUUUUAAAUAUAAUGAUAUAUUACAUAAAUCAUACAACAAUGAAUCAGGCAAUUAUUUUAUUGAUAAUAUUAAUGAUGUAGAUGUAAUGAAUGACUACUUAUUAAAUAUAAAUAAUAAUAUAGAAGAAAAUUUCAUUUUAAUAAAUAGAAGUAAUACAUUAUGUAUAAAAGAUAUAUGUGAUGAUUUUAUAUUAAAUAAAAAAAAUGAAAUUACAGAAGAAGAAUUAAAAAAGUUAUAUAAUUUUUUACCAAGUACACAAUUUUUUUUAUCAAAUAACAAUAGUACAUAUAUAUUAAAAAGAUUAAAUAUAAAAUAUCAAGAUGCUUUAAAAAUAGAAAACUAUUAUAAAUUUAUUAGAGAAAAUAACUUUGAUUUAAUAGCAAUAGAAGUUACAUCAGCAGAAGAAAUUAAUUUGGCAGCAUCUAAAUUUGAUUGCGAUAUAAUUUUUUAUGAUUUAAAGAAAAGUUUUAUUUCGUUAAGAAAAUCUGAUAUACAAUCUGCAUUGGAUAAGGGUAUUUUUUUUGAAAUUUCUUCCUUGAACACAAUAAGUGAAGAUUACCAGUAUGUUAUUUCCGCUUUAAAUAUAAAUAAUUUGUUUUCUAUUGUUCCUCUAAAUAGACUUAUAUUUAGUUCAGGAAGCUUAAAAGAAAGUGAAAUAAUAGAACCAUUGCAUUUUUUGAGAAUAUUUUUUAAUUUCAAUACAUUAUCAUAUAAAGAUAUUAUUGGAUGUAUCACAAACGUGCCUAUUUUCUGCAUUCAAAGGGCUUCUGUAAGGAAAUCAUUAAAUACUGCAGUCUUCUUUAAAUCAGUUGAGACUAAGUGA